AUGAAUGUAAUGAAAGAAGAAAAAUAUCUCUUAACACCCCAAAAUGAAUGCUCGAUGAAUGGAGACAAGGAAGAUCAACAUCACUCAGCUGAAACAAGUGUGUGGAUAGGUUGUGAUGUAUAUGAUACAGGCAUUGGAAUACCAGAAAAUGCAAAACAUAGUUUAUUUAAAAGGUACAUGCAAGUCAGUGUAGGCCACGCACGAAAGCAUGGAGGUACAGGGCUAGGACUAGCAAUAUGCAAACAAUUGGUUGAGUUGAUGGGGGGUAAUCUAACAGUGUCUAGCAAAGAACAACAUGGUUCUACUUUCACAUUCAUUCUGCCAUACAGGGUCUCAAUUGCUUGUGAUAGUUCUGAUUACUCCGAUGAAUUCUCAGACAUGAAGCAUAACGAAGCCGCUUCUGAUGAUACAACAACAGAAGGUUUCUUCCAAUUCCACACAAACCGAACUCACAAGCUAUCGCCACACAAAUUCAGUGGAUUUUCCGAGAGUUCAUUCUCAUUUCCCGCUAUUUCUAAUGACAUCAUAUCAAAAGGGACGUGUUCUUUCGAUGACUCAUCUUCAGUUGUUGACGCCUCAGACAUGUCUGAAUCAGCUAGUUCAUCUAGUAAUAAACAUCAUUUGUAUAACACUCAUGCAUGGUUUCAAAAUGAUAGUGCAGAUUCUUCUCAGAAUAUGGUGGUAAACAUAACUACUCAAUGUGUUAGGAGAAGUAGUAAAUCAGAAGUAACCCAAAUCCAUAUCUAA
Vicia faba (fava bean) is the source of this 747-nucleotide messenger RNA. The record is from the annotation of a GenBank genome assembly. NCBI's taxonomy places the organism in Eukaryota, Viridiplantae, Streptophyta, Magnoliopsida, Fabales, Fabaceae.